AUGUCCUGGUUACUGAAUUCGCUCGUCGGCAGCCCGCGAGCCGACGAUGACGACGACGACGAAGAGGAGAACGAGGAGACUCUUCUUCCCGCCGCGGGCUCCUCCGACAAUCCCGACAGCCCCGACAGCGCAGCGCGGGACGCGGCGGCAGCGGCGGGGGUGCGCGACGACCUCACGGAGCUGCAGCAGUCGCUCACCAAGCACUGGCGGGGCGUCGCCUCCUUCCUCACGGGCGAGCCCCGCCGGCCCGCCUCCGCCCUGCAGCCCCCCGCCGCCGCUUCCGCUUCCGCUUCCGCCGCCGUUUCCGCCUCCGCGGACGACGCGGCGCCUGUGGAUCCGCCAGCGCCGAUGUCGCCUGAGGAGACGGCGGGGCUGUCGCGCGACGAGGUUCGCGCGAUGCGAUGGCGGCAGGAGUUAUCGCGGCAGGCGGAAAAGGACAAGGACAAGGAGAAAGGCAAAGCCGCCGCCGCUGCGGUGCCGCCAGGCCGCGGGGGUGCCGCCGAAGAUGCGCAAGGGGCGGGUGAGGGGGGAGCGGAGGGGGAGGAAUCGGAGGAGGAUGCGAGCGCGCGCCACGCGCGGCUGUCGGGGGUGCGCGAGGACUUGGCGGAGCUGUCGCAGCGCGUGAAGCGCGGGCUGACGUCCGUAAUCCGCGUGGUGACGGGCGACGACGCCGCCGCCGGCGCCGGCAAGGCCGCGAGGGCAGGCGAUCGAGGAAAAGCGCGGCGGGGCGAAGGAGACGACGACAGCAAUGGAGCGGAAGAGGAUGAGGAGGGAGGGGAGGAGGAGGAGGAGGAAGACGACGAAGAGGAAGGGGAGGAGGGCGAGGGGGAGGAGGAGGAGGAGGACGGGGGCGAUACGCUGUUAGAGGCGGCGCAGGAGGACAUUAAAGCCAUCUCCAGCACCCUCGCCACCGGCAUCACGGGCGUCGGCCGCCUCGCGUCGCGCCUCUUCGCCGCCACCGACGCGCAGCUCGGGCGCGCGGAGGGCUCCGGCGGAGACGGAGAGUACGCGGAGGGCGCGGGCGCGGGGAUGGGGGAGGGGGAGGAGUUCGGGGAGGCGGAGGUGGCGGUGGGCGUGACGGCGGACGUGGUGCAGUUCGCGCAGAACCUGUCGGGGCACCCCGAGACGUGGAUCGAGUUCCCGCUGCCAGACGAGGAGGACGAGGAGGAAGGUCAGACUCCCCGCCCCGCGCGCUCGCUGCCCGCGCUUCCUCGCGUGCAUUCUAGGCAUUCUAGGGGACUUCGAGGUGGCGGGGUCGCAGGAGGAGCACAUAGAGGCGGUGGAGACUUUGAGGUGGCGGGCUGCCAGGAGGAGCACAUAGAGGCGGUGGAGGCGAGGGUGCCGCGGCUGGUGGCGCUGCGCAUGGAGCUCACCCCGCAGCACCUCAGCGAGCGCCGUUUCUGGAAGAUCUACUUCGUGCUGCUGCACUCCCGCAUCCCGCCCGCUGCUGCCGCGUGCCUCUCCACGCCCCCUAUUCUGAGAGCCAGGGACCAGGUAUUGGCAGCGCUACGCCAGCAGUCUGCAGCAGGCACGGCAGGAGACUCGCCCUCCCCUUCCCCUUCCGCUGAUGCUGCCCCCACCGCUGCUGAUGCUGCUGCUGGUCAAGGGGCAGAGGGGGUUAAGGCAGGGAGUGCACUGCACCAGGUGGGAGAGGAGGGAAAAAAGGGGGCGGGUGAGGCAGCCGGGAGCAGUGCUGACGUGGCAACAGCAGUCGCAGGUGUCAGGGAUGAGGAUGCGGAUGAUGAUUGGCUGGAGGAGGAGAGUGGGGGGGUGCUGGGUGGUGGAGGAGGGGGAGGGGGGGGAGUGGGAGGAGGUGCAGGAGGGGUGGAUGAUGGGGAGGAUGUGUCGUUCAGUGACUUGGAGGACGAGGAUGAGGAGGGGGAGAAGGCUAAAGCAGACAGUAGCAGGGUGCAAGCGGGAAGCAGCGAAGCAGCAGCAGUGACAGCAGCAGAAUCAGGAGCAGCUGGAGCAGGGGACGGGAAUGAUGACUUGGAUGAUGAUUUGGAUGGUGAAUUGGAUGGUGAGGAUGACACUGAGAGAGAGAAUGUGGCCGCUGUUGCUGCAGGUGAGGGUGCGAGCGCUGUUGGCAGCAGUGCUGUGCAGGGCGAGCAGACACAAGGCCCUGCAGGAGCGGCAACCGCAGCUGAUGAUGCUGCUUCUCAGACUGCUGCGGCUGCUGGGGAGGCAGGGGAUAAAGACGAUGUUGCUGAGGCAGGUGCGAGUGGAGGAGGUGCAGAGGAGGAGGGUAGCAAGGAGGUGGGGAAGGGAGGGGCUACGGAGGUGAGCAAGGAAGGCUCUAAGGAGGGAUCGCCUAGGGAUGGUGAGGGGGCGGAGUGGGUGGAUGUGCAGGGGAAGGGCAGAGACGGGGGCAAUAGUAGCUCCAGCGGCAGUGGUAGCGGGUCGGAUAAGACCGACUGGCUGACGGUGGGAGAGGAGGAUAUCGCUUGA
Messenger RNA from Closterium sp. Naga37s-1, 2448 nucleotides. The record is from the annotation of a GenBank genome assembly. Lineage: Eukaryota; Viridiplantae; Streptophyta; Zygnematophyceae; Desmidiales; Closteriaceae.